AUGGACUACUACCGCAAGUCGACGCUGGGCAAGUGCCUGACGGACGCGCUCGACGAGCUCGUGUCCAACGGCACCAUCACGCCCGACCUCGCCGUCCGCGUUAUACUGCAGUUCGAUAAGUCGCUGGUGGAGGCUCUCGAAACCAAAGUCAAGUCCAAAACCAACUUCAAGGUUAGCCAUCCUCUCACCUUCCGCCCAUCCCCUCGCCUCCCCAUCCCCACGCCCCCCAACCCCUUUCUCACUUCCCCCCCGCUCGCUUCCCCUCCGCUCGCUUCCCCUCCCCUCGCUUCCCUCCGCUCGCUUCCGCCCCGCUCUGCUUCCCCUCCGCUCGCUUUCCCCUCCCCUCGCCUUCCCCUCCCCGCUCGCUUCCCCCCCGCUCGCGUACCCCUGCCUGCUCGCUUCCCCUCCGGCUCGCUUCCCCUCCGCUCGCUUCCCCUCCCGCUCCGUCUUACCCCUCGCUCGCUUCCCCUCCGCUCACGCUUCCCCCUCCGCUCGCUUCCCUCUCCGCUCGCUUCCCCUUCCCGCUCGCUUCCCCUCCCUCCCGCUCGCUUCCCCUUCCGCUCGCUUCCCCCCCGCUCACGCUUCCCCCCCGCUCGCUUCCCCUCCCCUCGCUUCCCCCCCACUCGCUACCCCUCCGCUCGCUUCCCCUCCGCUCGCUUCCCCUCCGCUCGCUUCCCCUCCGCUCGCUUCCCCCCGCUCGCUACCCCUCCGCUCGCUACCCCUCCGAUCGCUUCCCCUCCGCUCGCUUCCCCUCCGCUCGCUUCCCCUCCGCUCGCUUCCCCUCCGCUCGCUUCCCCUCCGCUCGCUUCCCCUCCGCUCGCUUUCCCUCCGCUCGCUUCCCCCCCGCUCGCUUCCCCUCCGCUCGCUUCCCCUCCGCUCGCUUCCCCUCCGCUCCCUUCCCCUCCGCUCGCUUCCCCUCCGCUCGCUUCCCCUCCGCUCGCUUCCCCUCCGCUCGCUUCCCCUCCGCUCGCUUCCCCUCCGCUCGCUCCCCUCCGCUCGCUUCCCCCCCGCUCGCUUCCCCUCCGCUCGUUUCCCCCCCGCUCGCUUCCCUCCGCUCGCUUCCCCUCCGCUCGCUUCCCCUCCGCUCGCUUCCCCCUCCGCUCGCUUCCCCUCCGCUCGCUUCCCCUCCGCUCGCUUCCCUCCGCCUCGCUUCCCCUCCGCUCGCUUCCCCUCCGCUCGCUUCCCCUCCGCUCGCUUCCCCUCCGCUCACUCCGCACGGAGCACCGCUCACACGAGCCUAUCUCUAGAAAAUCUCUGGUCCUGUGA
This is a messenger RNA of Closterium sp. Naga37s-1, 1266 nucleotides long. NCBI's taxonomy places the organism in Eukaryota, Viridiplantae, Streptophyta, Zygnematophyceae, Desmidiales, Closteriaceae. The record is from the annotation of a GenBank genome assembly.